UCUUAAUUAUCUUACAACCUGGGAUACUCAACCAGCAGGAGGAUGAACGGUCUUGUGGUCCUGCUACUUUCCUGCGCUGCGCUGUCUACCGCCUUUCCAGCAGCACAGCAAGGUGACUUAGAAGGGAGCUAUGGAGAAAUGGCAGAGAAAUACCUAAAGCGAUUUUACAAUCUGAAAACUGGGGGUCCAGUUGGCAGAAAGGUCAACAAUCCUUUUUCAGAAAAGCUUCAACAAAUGCAGAAGUUUUUCGGACUGAAGGUAACAGGCAAACUCGACCCCAAGACUGUGGAAGUUAUGCAGAAACCCCGCUGUGGUGUGAAUGAUAUCGGGGAGUAUUCCACAGUGCCAAAAAGUGCUGCUUGGCCAAAUACAGAUCUCACCUACAGAAUUGUGAACUUCACUCCUGACAUGUCACAGGCAGAUGUGGAGUAUUCCAUCCAGAGGGCUUUCAAAGUCUGGAGUGAUGUGACCACGCUGACCUUCACCAGGGUCUACCAAGGAGACUGCGACAUUGAAAUCAAAUUUGUAGUUGGAGAUCACUACGAUAACUCUCCAUUUGAUGGCCCUAAUGGACUUUUAGCCCAUGCCUUCCAGCCUGGUAGUGGGAUUGGCGGAGAUGCUCAUUUUGAUGACGAUGAGACAUUCACAAAGAACAGCCAACAGUACAAUUUGUUUCUGGUGGCCGCACAUGAAUUUGGGCAUUCCCUCGGUCUGCAUCAUUCCAGUGAUUCUGGUGCCCUAAUGUAUCCCAAUUACCCAAACACUGAUCCCAACCAAUUCCGACUUCCUCAAGAUGAUAUAAAUGCCAUACAAUCUCUAUAUGGAAAGUCAACAGGUCCAGUUCAACCAACAGGACCAAGCACCCCUACUAAGUGUGACUCCAACAUUGUCUUUGAUGCUGUGACCACCCUUCGUGGAGAACUGUUCUUCUUUGUGAACAGGUUUAUGUGGCGCAAACAUCCUCAAGCAGGUGAAGCUGAACUUCUGUUCAUCCAGUCAAUCUGGGAAUCUUUACCAAACGACAUCGAUGCUGCCUAUGAAAAUUCACUGACCGGGGAGAUUCUGGCCUUUAAAGGAGCCAAAUAUUGGACUCUUGAUGGAUUUGAUGUUGCACAAGGCAGCCGAAGCAUCGCCAAGCUGGGAUUUCCCAAAAAUGUGAAAAAAAUUGAUGCAGCUGUUCACUUCGAAAAUCUGAGAAAAACCUACUUCUUUGUGGGCAAUAAAUAUUGGAGUUAUGAUGAAGACAAACAAGCAAUGGAUGAAGGAUUUCCAAAGUUUAUUGCCAAAGGGUUUCCGGGAAUGAGUCCAAAGAUUGAUGCAGCAGUUUAUUACAGAGGUCUACUUUACUUCUUUCAAGGAACAACACAGUAUGAAUACAGCAUUGAGUCAAGGAGAAUCCUGAGAAUUCUUAGAACCAACAGCUGGCUGGGAUGUUAAAGGUCCAAAAACUGUUCCUGAGCCGUGAAUGGAGUUUACAUAUUUAUUUUGUGAAUAAUUAAACAGAAUACAUAUUUUGUGUGUAUAUAUACAUAUAUAUAUAUAUAUAUAUAUAUAUAUAUAUAAUUAUGCGAUUGUUGUUACGUGUAAUAUUGUUAUAUUAUAUAAGUAUAUUA
This is a messenger RNA of Pseudophryne corroboree (corroboree frog), 1613 nucleotides long. RefSeq names its product matrix metalloproteinase-18-like. NCBI's taxonomy places the organism in Eukaryota, Metazoa, Chordata, Amphibia, Anura, Myobatrachidae. Gene Ontology annotation, cellular component: extracellular matrix. The transcript has 10 exons. Gene Ontology annotation, biological process: collagen catabolic process; proteolysis; extracellular matrix organization. Gene Ontology annotation, molecular function: metalloendopeptidase activity; zinc ion binding. The record is from RefSeq and is a predicted model, not a curated record. The coding region runs from base 43 to 1437 and encodes 464 amino acids.